UUUUAUCCAGGAAAGAGCUUUCAUUCGAAGGGGAAAAUAAAGGAAGAAUCAUAAGCAACAGAUAAACAAGGCAGUUAUGUCCUGAAAAAGCUAUAGAAACAACUGUGGAGUGAAAGCAGGGCAGGCACCCAGGAGAAAUUGGACUUGGUGUGAUAUUUUUGUCACAAAAGGCUUCAAGAGGAAGAGAGAAGACACUUCCCAGAGAAUGAAAGAGUGUAGUGUAAAAAUGGAGACCAAAGUUUCUGAGAUUCAGAUAGAAACUAAGGAUGAGAAGGGGCCAGUAGCUGUUAGUCCUCAGGAAGAGAGGCAGCAGAGAAAACCAGCCACUCUUUGCUUCAAGAGAAGGAAGAAAGCAAACAAGAUGAAACCUAAAUCUGGUUCCAAAACUGCUGAGGCCACAAAAAAGCAUCCCCCAGAAGCUGGGGCUUCUGAUCAGCCACAGCCAGCAGGGGCCUGGGCCUCCAUCAAACGCCUUGUCACACACAGGAAAAGGUCAGGGUCUUCGGAGAAGCAGAAGCCAUCUGAGGCUGAAGUACAGCCCGAGGACUCGGCUCUUCCUAAGAAAAAGGCAAAAUCCAGACUCAAGAUUCCUUGCAUAAGAUUCUCAAGAGGGGCAAAGAGAGGUCAUCAUUCUAAACUCACAGACGAUUCAGACUACAACCUCAGAGUCCAAGGAGGGGCUGAGGAUUUGGAGACAAAAACCCAGACUCAGUCAACUGACCAAGCUAAGUCCAUACAGGGCCCACAGGAAGGUGGGUUGGUGGACAGUAAGGAGGCCCAAGAAUCGCAUGUCAGCAACAGCAUCACAUCUAGAGAGAAUGUGAUUUCUGUAGAACUGGAAUUAGAAAAGGAGGCUUCUGCUAUUCAGAUGGGAACUCCAGUGCUGGAGAAGGAAACUAAAGGGAUUAAGGAAAAGCCAAGCGUACAAGCGCAGCAAGCAAGUCCACUCGGGAGUUCAGAAACAGACAGCCCCCGUCCAGUGGCUUCUGAUGUUCCUGCCUCACCAGCAACCACCUAUCAACGCAGUGUGGAAGAACCCAGGGAUGGCAUUCAAGAAAGUGCACCAAGUAGAAAAGAUGACAGAAGUGGAAAGAGUACAGCUGAAGAAAAGAAAUCCGGAGAAAUUGUGCUGGGCCAGGCCAAAGAAACUACAUUGAGCCAGACAGAAAAAGCUACUGUCAGCCAGGCAGACAAGAGUGCAAUGGCCCAGGCAGAGGAAGGUACCAUGGCUGCCAUGGCCCAGACAGAAGAAGGUAAACUGAGCCAGGCAGAGGAAGCUUCAGUGGCUCAGGCAGAGGAAGUUGCCUUGGCCCGAGCAGAGGAAGCCAUCGUGGCCCAGACAGAGGAAGGUAAACUGAGUCGAGCAGAGGAAGCCACCAUGGCCCAGACAGAGAAAGGUAAACUGAGCCAGGCAGAGGAAGCUGCCGUGGCCAUCGUGGCCCAGGUAGAGGAAGCUUCAGUGGCUCAGGCAGAGGAAGUUGCCUUGGCCCAAGCAGAGGAAGCCACCAUGGCCCAGGCAGAGGAAGGUAAACUGAGCCAAGCAGAGGAAGCUGCUGUGGCCACUGUGGCCCAGACAGAGGAAGGUAAACUGAGCCAGGCAGAGGAAGCUUCAGUGGCUCAGGCAGAGGAAGUUGCCUUGGCCCAAGCAGAGGAAGCCACUGUGGCCCAGGCAGAGGAAACUGCAGUGGCCCAGGCAGUGGAAGGUAAACUGAGCCAGACAGAGGAAGCUUCAGUGGCUCAGGCAGAGGAAGUUGCCUUGGCCCAAGCAGAGGAAGCCACCGUGGCCCAGGCAGAGGAAACUGCAGUGGCCCAGGCAAAGGAAGACGCCGUGGCCCAGGCAAAGGAAGACACCGUGGCCCAGGUAGUGGAAGGUAAACUGAGCCAGACAGAGGAAGCUGCACUGAGCCAGGCACCAGAUCUGAAAGAAAAUGGAAUCGAUACAGAGAAACCCAGAUCAGAAGAAAGCAAAAGAAUGGAGCCAAUUGCUAUUAUCAUCACUGACACUGAAAUCAGUGAAUUUGAUGUUAAGAAAUCUAAAAAUGUCCCCAAGCAAUUCCUAAUUUCAAUGGAAAAUGAGCAAGUAGGGGUUUUUGCUAAUGAUAGUGAUUUCGAAGGGAGAACUUCAGAACAAUAUGAGACACUCUUAAUAGAAACAGCCUCUUCUCUCGUCAACAAUGCUAUCCAGUUGUCUGUAGAACAGCUGGUUAAUGAAAUGGUGUCUGAGGAUAAUAAAAUAAAUACUCUGUUACAGUGACUUCAUUUCCAGAUCAUGGGAAAGGAAGAAAACAACUCAAAGAUGAGUUCUUUUAUACAUUUGUGGCACUUCUUUCUCAGUAAUAAAUUAAAGGCUUGUCAUCUGUGGAAUUUAGAGGGGAAGUUCCAGCCCAGAAGUGCUCAAGAAAAAAUGAAGUUUAUAAAACUCAUUGAAACACAGUCACUUCUGGACUGGAGGGAGUCAGCAUAGAUCACAAGGUGCAGUGACAUGCAGGAAGGUGCAGAAUGACCUACGAUGAGUUCAGUGUGUUGAGAAAGACUACUUAUUGAACACUUGGUGUGCUGUGUGCUCCUUGCUGUUCCCUAAUGUCGUGAAGUCUGGGUCUUUCCUGAUGGUUCGACCCUGUAUAUAGGCGAACACUGCCUUUGCUUUUCUUUUACAGUAUGUUUUCCUGUUAUUUCUAAUGGUGAGUCAGGUGGGCUGGUGUUUUGUCCCUCACGGGUUCCUUACAAAGCCAUUCACAGGUUUCUUCAGCCGGGCGAGUAGUUAACAAGUGUGUAAGCGUGGAAACAGGGGAGUGCUUUUUCUUCUCUCCCUGUCUUCCUUCUGCCCAGAAGACCUGUAUAUACCCAUCUCCGUGUGGACCUAUCUGAUGAGACGUUAGAAACAAAUAAAUGAAGGGAAUAGUAUUUUUCAUCCAGAAGGCAAACUUCCUAGAUAACAAAGGAUGCCCUUAACAGAGCCACUUCUAAAGGCCCAGGAAAACCAUAAUAUUCUUGUGAAAAUAUUUCUUCUUCACCAAACAUGAACUAUGUAUACAACUGAAUAAAAAGUCAGAAUUCAUGCUAAAGCAUAGAUUUUCAACACCAGUGUAUUUUGUUGUGUCUAACCAUGAUCCUGUAACAUACUUCCCAACCCCACAGGUUAGGGUUCAUAUUGUACAGCACCCCCACCCCACUAUCUAACCUAAGUGAUGAUGUUACUACUUGUUACGACAGAGGCAGGACAGGUGGUGUGGUGGCUGUUGAAGAGCAU
Cricetulus griseus (Chinese hamster) is the source of this 3250-nucleotide messenger RNA. The record is from RefSeq and is a predicted model, not a curated record. Lineage: Eukaryota; Metazoa; Chordata; Mammalia; Rodentia; Cricetidae.